AUGUUGGCCCUUCUGUCCGGUUCAGCCCUUUUACUGGGUUAUAUAAUGUUUGAUGUCCAUUAUUUCAUUAGGACGAUCGUCGUCGUCUCUUACUGCUCUCUUCGAACGAAAUUGUUGGGAAAACGGGACUUGAUGGAGGAGGAUAACUAUUUAGGAAAUUCUUUCUUUUAUCUUUUCUCUUCUUUUUCUUUCUUUUAUCUCUUCUUUUUCUUUCUUUUAUCUCUUCUUUUUCUUUCUUUUAUCUUUUCUCUUCUUUUAUCUUUUCUCUUCUUUUAUCUUUUCUCUUCUUUUAUCUUUUCUCUUCUUUUUUCUUUUAUCUUUUCUCUUCUUUUAUCUUUUCUCUUCUUUUAUCUUUUCUCUUCUUUUUCUUUCUUUUAUCUCUUCUUUUUCUUUCUUUUAUCUCUUCUUUUUCUUUCUUUUAUCUCUUCUUUUUCUUUCUUUUAUCUCUUCUUUUUCUUUCUUUUAUCUCUUCUUUUUCUUUCUUUUAUCUUUUCUCUUCUUUUUCUUUCUUUUAUCUUUUCUCUUCUUUUUCUUUCUUUUAUCUUUUCUCUUCUUUUUCUUUCUUUUAUCUUUUCUCUUUCUUUCUUUUUAUAA
This is a messenger RNA of Acanthosepion pharaonis, 594 nucleotides long. NCBI's taxonomy places the organism in Eukaryota, Metazoa, Mollusca, Cephalopoda, Sepiida, Sepiidae. The record is from the annotation of a GenBank genome assembly.